This is a messenger RNA of Capronia coronata CBS 617.96, 1038 nucleotides long. RefSeq lists its product as uncharacterized. Lineage: Eukaryota; Fungi; Ascomycota; Eurotiomycetes; Chaetothyriales; Herpotrichiellaceae. The transcript has 4 exons. The record is from RefSeq and is a predicted model, not a curated record. The coding region runs from base 1 to 1038 and encodes 345 amino acids.
AUGCUAACAGAGGAAAAAGACGACGAGAUCACUCAACUGGACUUUUCGCAAGUCACACCCUACAAGGCGGAUUUCAAGUAUGAGGAGGAGGAGCCGAUACAGUGGUACCACAAAGAGUUCAUCAGCGAUCGUGUUUAUUCCAUCACAAUGUCAAUUGAAAAGCUAGCAUUCAAUGAUUGGAUCGUUUUCGACAAGAACUACAAAAAACGCAUGGAUCUCAAGGCCAAAGUCCUGGCAGAAGUAGGAUCCGACGCCAUCGACUGCAGGGACGAAGGCUAUGCCGGCUGCGUGGAAAUGCUCGAAUGCCUGCUCGAGUAUCUCCCGAGACGUUUCCCUACCAUCUUCAAGCUGUCGGACGACGGGAAAGAAAUCCAUAACGCUGCCACGGGCGAGACUUUUGACGUCUCGAAACCAUACAUCAAAUUCCAUCCCCUAUACAUCGCGGGCCGGCUGGUGGAAGACGACCUGAAUAUCCUGGUUGAAGGUCCCACGGGCGAGUACGUUUUGAAGGCAGUGCUGUCCGCUUUUCCAGCGGGAUUUCAUGUUCGGGAAAAGAUGAACCAGACCCUAACCGACAUCCAUAAGCCGGUACCAAUGUACAAGGAGAGGUUGCAGAAGUCGAUGAACAGAUUCUUCAGGAACGUUGGGCCGUCAAGCAUGGUCAUGCGAGUGAAUUGGGCCAUCAACGACAAAGAAGAGCUCUUCUUGACCGAAGGCGGUCAUCUCUACGAGAAUGACGAAGGAGUGGCAGACGAGAACAUCGACAUCAACCAAGUCCAGCUCCGGGUAGAACGACAAGUGCUUCGCCGACUACCUCGUACCAAGGCCAUCUGCUUCGUUACUAAAACCUAUCUUUAUCGGCUUGUGGAUAUUGCACACACGCCCGGCUUCGCCGCUCGGCUGGGAGGGCUCCUGCACAAGCUUCCCGAAAAGUUUGCUUUUUACAAACGGAAACCGGUCUGGGGGAAGGUUGUUCUGAGGUAUCUGGACGAGAUGGCUGCAAUGUAUCCUGCCCUGGAGCCAGAUACUACAGCAUGA